AUCCGCAUCGAUGGUCCCAUCAAAGGAGCUUUGGAGUAUGAAAUAGUCCACGUGACCGAUUCAGGACUGAUCCUGAGGGAUAUGGCUUUUUCGGUGGAUCACAAGCACCUGUACCUCAUGUCAGAGAAGCAGCUUAUCCGCGUACCGGUGGAAUCUUGCGAACAGUACAAAAGUUGUAGCGAGUGCCUGGGCUCAGGGGACCCCCACUGCGGAUGGUGUGUGCUUCACAACAUGUGCACCAGGAAGGAGCAGUGCGAACGGUCCAGCGAGCCCCGGAGGUUUGCCUCGGAGAUGAAGCAAUGUGUCCAACUCACCGUGCACCCCAACAACAUCUCCGUCUCCCAGUACAGCGUGACGCUGGUGUUGGAGACCUACAACGUGCCUGAGCUGUCCAAUGGAGUCAAUUGCUCCUUUGGAGACCUGGCGGAAAUGGACGGAGUGGUGUCAGGGAACAAGAUCAAGUGCCUGUCGCCAGCAGCCAAAGAGGUCCCUAAGAUCAUCACGGAAAAUGGAGACCACCACGUUGUCCAACUCCAGCUCAAAUCCAAAGAAACCGGCAUGACUUUUGCCAGCACCAGCUUUGUCUUCUACAACUGCAGCGUCCACACCUCGUGCCUCUCGUGUGUCGAAAGCCCCUACCGAUGCUAUUGGUGUAAAUAUCGUCACGUUUGCACCCACGAACCUCGCAAUUGUCACUUCCUGGAAGGACAAGUCAAAGUCCCUGAGGACUGUCCCCAGCUGCUGAGGGCCAGCAAGAUCUUGGUCCCCGUGGAUGUCAUCAAGCCCAUCACCCUGAAGGCCAAGAAUUUACCCCAACCGCAGUCGGGCCAACGGGGCUACGAGUGUAUCAUCACCAUCCAGGGCCUCGAGAAGAGAGUGCCGGCCCUCAGGUUCAACAGCUCCAGCGUACAGUGCCAGAACACUUCCGUGAUCCACCUGUACAAGUGUGGAGCCAUGAGGGACAGCUGUGGGUUGUGUCUGAAGGCGGACCCCGACUAUGAGUGUGGCUGGUGUGAAGACUUAAACCAGUGUACGCUGAAGCACCAUUGCCCCAUCCUGGAGAACCGUUGGCUGGAACUUUUGGGGACCGGCGGCAAGUGCACCAACCCCAAGAUUAUGGAAAUAAGUCCAGUGAGAGGACCUCGUGAAGGAGGGACCAGAGUGACCAUCCGAGGAGAAAACCUCGGCCUGGAGUUCUGGGACAUCGCAUCCCAUGUCAAAGUUGCUGGCGUGGAGUGCGUCCCCUUGAUGGAUGGAUAUAUCCCAGCCGAGCAAAUUGUCUGUGAGAUGGGCGAAGCAAAACUCAGCCAGCAUGCUGGAUACGUGGACAUUUGCGUGGCUGAAUGCAGGCCAGAAUUCAUGGCGAAAUCCUCCCAGUUCUAUUACUUUACGAUGCUGUCUCUUUCUGAUCUCAGGCCAAAGCAAGGACCGAUAUCGGGCGGUACCCAAGUCACGAUCACGGGCAAAAACCUGAACGCGGGAAGCAACGUUUCCGUAAUGUUCGGAGAAUAUCCUUGCCUUUUCCACCGGAGAACAGCGGAAUACAUCAUUUGCAACACCACAGCUUUUGGGAACAUCUUGGAGAAGAACAUGGUGGAGGUAACCGUGAAGGUGGACAAGGCCACGCUGCGGAAGGAGUUGGAGAAGGCUAAAAUGCACAAAGAGCUCAAGUUUAAAUACGUGGAGGACCCGACCAUUUUGAGAAUCGAACCCGAGUGGAGCAUUGCCUGCGAAGUUCAGAACGAGACGGAAAUGGUCUGCCAGGCUCCAGCCUUGACGGUGGACCCGAACAACCAGUCGGAGCUCGCCGAACGGCCAGAUGAAUUUGGCUUCGUCUUGGACAACGUCUUCUCCUUGCUGAUCCUCAACAAGACCAACUUCACCUACUACCCAAACCCCAUCUUUGAGGCCUUCGGUCCCCCCGGGAUUUUGGAACUGAAACCUGGAACCCCUUUGAUCUUGAAGGGGAAGAACUUAACCCCGCCGGUGGCAGGAGGGAACGCUAAGCUGAAUUACACUGUGCUGAUUGGGGAAAAGCCCUGCGUGGUUACGGUCUCCGAUGUCCAACUGUUGUGUGAAUCCCCAAAUCUUACAGGACGACAUAAAGUUACGGCUCGUGUUGGAGGCAUGGAGUUCUCUCCUGGCAUGGUCAACAUCUCCUCUGACAGCCCGCUCAGCCUGCCCGCCAUUGUCAGCAUCGCCGUGGCUGGCGGCCUGCUCAUCAUCUUCAUCGUGGCCGUCCUGAUUGCCUACAAGCGGAAGUCUCGGGAAAGCGAUCUCACGCUCAAAAGGCUGCAGAUGCAGAUGGACAAUCUGGAGUCCAGGGUGGCUUUGGAGUGCAAGGAAGCUUUUGCAGAACUCCAGACCGACAUCCAUGAGCUGACAAGUGACUUGGAUGGAGCAGGAAUACCGUUUCUGGAUUAUCGGACGUACACCAUGAGAGUCCUUUUCCCUGGGAUUGAAGACCACCCAGUACUCAGGGAUCUGGAGGUUCCCGGCUAUCGGCAAGAGCGGGUAGAGAAAGGCCUCAAGUUCUUCGCCCAGCUCAUCAACAACAAGGCCUUCCUGCUCUCCUUCAUCCGCACGCUGGAGUCUCAGCGCAGCUUCUCCAUGCGGGACCGUGGCAACGUGGCCUCCCUCAUCAUGACCGUGCUGCAGAGCAAGCUAGAAUACGCCACCGAUGUCCUCAAGCAGCUCCUGGCUGACCUGAUCGACAAGAACCUGGAGAGUAAAAAUCACCCCAAGUUGCUUCUGCGGAGGACUGAAUCCGUAGCGGAGAAGAUGCUGACCAACUGGUUCACCUUCCUUCUUUAUAAGUUUCUCAAGGUCCUGAGUUGCGUGAAUCCUGAUAAUGUCAACACCCCUGAGAUUCCAGUGAAGAUCUUGAACUGUGACACCAUCACCCAAGUGAAGGAGAAGUUCCUGGAUGCCAUCUUCAAGAACGUGCCUUGUUCUCAUCGGCCCAAAGCUGCAGAUAUGGAUCUUGAAUGGCGGCAGACUAACGGGAUCAGAAUGAUCCUUCAGGAUGAAGAUCUGACCACCAAGAUUGAGAAUGACUGGAAGAGGCUGAAUACCCUCGCCCAUUAUCAGGUGCCGGAUGGCUCUCUGGUGGCUUUGGUGUCCAAGCAAGUCACAGCUUACAACGCGAUCAACAAUUUCACCGUCUCGAGGACUUCCGCCAGCAAGUACGAAAACAUGAUCCGAUAUACUGGGAGCCCAGACAGCUUGCGUUCCCGGACGCCCAUGAUCACGCCAGACCUAGAAAGCGGGGUCAAGAUGUGGCAUUUGGUGAAGAACCACGAACAUGGCGAUCAGAAAGAAGGGGACCGAGGGAGCAAGAUGGUAUCUGAAAUCUACCUGACAAGGCUGCUAGCCACCAAGGUAGGGACCUUGGAGGUCUUCUAUUCNGACCUCUUUGAGACCAUCUUCAGCACGGCCCAUCGAGGCAGCGCGCUGCCCCUGGCCAUCAAGUACAUGUUUGACUUCCUGGAUGAGCAGGCAGAUAAGCACAACAUCCACGAUCCUCACGUGCGGCACACCUGGAAAAGCAAUUGCCUGCCCUUGAGGUUUUGGGUGAACAUGAUCAAAAAUCCGCAGUUUGUCUUCGACAUUCACAAGAACAGCAUCACGGAUGCCUGCUUAUCAGUGGUAGCACAAACCUUCAUGGACUCCUGUUCGACCUCAGAGCACCGUUUGGGCAAAGAUUCCCCAUCUAAUAAACUGCUUUAUGCCAAGGAUAUCCCCAGCUACAAGAACUGGGUAGAAAGGUAUUACUCAGAUAUCGGCAAGAUGCCAGCGAUUAGCGACCAGGAUAUGAAUGCUUAUCUAGCUGAGCAGUCGCGCAUGCACAUGAAUGAGUUCAACACUAUGAGCGCACUCUCCGAGAUCUACUCGUAUGUGGGCAAGUACAGCGAAGAGAUCCUUGGAGCCCUCAAUCAGGACGACCAAGCCGGAAAGCAGAAACUCACCUACAAACUUGAACAAGUUAUAACCCUCAUGAGCAUAGACAGCUGAGAACUUGCCCCACUUAGAGGGGGACUUUCCAGGAGGGAUUCGACACAAAACAAAUGAACAAAAAAAGAACUUUCACACACACACACACACACACACACACACACAAACACACACACAAAAAAAAACCAAGCCGUGCCUCAGUUCAG
Pseudonaja textilis is the source of this 4160-nucleotide messenger RNA. The record is from RefSeq and is a predicted model, not a curated record. Lineage: Eukaryota; Metazoa; Chordata; Lepidosauria; Squamata; Elapidae.